CUGGCUGUAUAUAUUGGCCCAUGUGGACACAGACGUGGAGUUUUGUAGGACAGACUGUGUAUUGGCUACAGGGCUGUUAGCCUCUCUUUCUUUAUUUCUCUCUUCAAGAGAACAAGCAGGAAUAUAAAGCAGCCUUCAGCUCUUUCUGGACUGCUUUUUGUGGAAACUGAGGAACAUUUUUCUCCCUGAUAGUACACAGUACCUGGCCCUGAAGAAAACAUGAGUGAUCUGCUGGAUGAUGGCUCUUUCAUGUUCACGUCGGAGUCCGUAGGAGAGGGACAUCCAGACAAAAUCUGUGACCAGAUCAGUGAUGCUGUCCUGGACGCCCACCUUAAACAGGACCCCGACGCCAAGGUCGCCUGUGAGACGGUGUGUAAGACAGGAAUGGUGCUACUUUGUGGGGAGAUCACAUCUCGAGCUGUUGUGGACUACCAGAAGGUGGUAAGGGACGCCAUCAAACACAUUGGCUACGACAACUCUGAGAAGGGUUUUGACUAUAAGACGUGUAAUGUGCUGGUGGCUCUGGAGCAGCAGAGUCCGGACAUUGCUCAGGGAGUUCACAUUGACAGACAAGAGGAAGACAUUGGAGCAGGAGACCAGGGUCUGAUGUUUGGCUAUGCCACAGAUGAGACAGAGGAGUGCAUGCCUCUCACCAUUGUCUUAGCCCACAAACUCAACUCAAAGAUGGCCGAGCUCAGACGUAAUGGCACCGUUCCCUGGCUGCGUCCUGACUCCAAAACACAGGUGACAGUACAUUAUGAACAGAAGGACGGAGCAGUGAUCCCCAAGAGAGUUCACACCAUCGUGAUCUCUGUGCAGCACGACGACUGCAUCACUCUGGAGGAACAGCAGAGGGUCCUCAAGGAGAAGGUGAUCAAAGCUGUGGUUCCUGCUAAAUACUUGGAUGACAAGACCAUCUAUCACCUCCAGCCCAGCGGCCGAUUCGUCAUUGGAGGACCACAGGGUGAUGCUGGUGUCACAGGCAGGAAAAUCAUUGUAGACACAUAUGGAGGCUGGGGGGCUCAUGGGGGCGGAGCUUUCUCAGGAAAAGAUUUCUCAAAGGUUGACCGCUCGGCUGCCUAUGCCGCUCGCUGGGUGGCCAAGUCUCUGGUCAAAGCCAAACUGUGCAGGAGGGUUCUGGUUCAGGUGUCUUAUGCCAUCGGAGUGGCCCAUCCUCUCUCCAUCUCCUUGUUCACCUACGGUUCUUCCGAGAAAUCAGAGUCAGAGCUGCUGCACAUCGUCAACAAAAACUUUGACUUGAGGCCAGGAGUCAUUGUCAGGGAGCUGAACCUGAAGAGGCCGAUCUACCAGCAGACAGCUUCUUACGGCCACUUUGGCCGAUCAGAGUUUACUUGGGAGGUGCCCAAAAAACUGGUCUACUAAAUACUCCACCUGCUCGUCCUGAUCGGCUCACAUGGAGGCUGAAGAAGACCCCUCCACACGGGCUAGAACCGGCCAGCUCUGACAACUGAUGGGACAUUUUUAUACAAUAGGAAAAUUAAGCCAAAGUUAGGGAUCAGUCAGCUUUAAAGAGGAGAGGCGGGAAUUAUUCACAGGAGCGGUUGUAGCUAACAGAAGGGACACUGCAGAGGAAAUAUCAUCUUCCUAUACCCCAGUCUGCAAAACUAAUGGUGCUUUAGAAAUAUUCAUUCAAUCACUAGUUAAAGUAUUUCCUGAUAGCAUGCAAAGGGAACUCUUCCGCCCCACUUGAAGCUGAUCUUUUUUUUUUUUUACCUCAAAGCUGUGACAGUUCCUCUCUUUGACCAGUAUGAUGUACAGAAACAACCCUGGUGCUUUGUUUUUCAAGUACUUUAAAAUAAUAGCAGGUACUUUAAUCUUAACAUCACUCAUCUGUUCCCAGGGUCCUUCGUUUACUUGUAUUGUAAGAGAUUGAUUAGGGCUAUAUUUGUACUUUAAGACAGGGAUGUACACUGGAAAAAAUGCUGCCUUCAAAUGGACCUCAUAAAGCAAAGUCAUGUACAGGGGAGGUGUAGGGACACCGUAGCUCGUAAAGAAGCAAGACGACAAAGAUUUAAACUUGCCAUUAGCUUCUUUUGUACCACGUGUGAACUGAAAAUCGUGGGCUCCCCUAUUUCUGCAAACGUCAUGAAACAUAUCCCAACAAGUAAUCUCAAGACCAUUCCACUGUGGUCAUUGUGAUUACCAUAACAGGACAGCGUUCAUAUGGUCUCUUCAGUGACAGGACCCCAUUUUAAGGCACCAUAACUUUUCCAGUUGGAUUGAGUAUGGUUUGGUAUGGUUCGGUACACAAACCCCAAAAUAGUUUGCAUUUCCAGACACUUGUACCCUCGCUCGGUGGGUUGACUGUAGAAACUAAGCAUGACCUCACAGGCAGCACGAGUUUGUUGUUCUAGUUGCUGAGUAGCAGAAGUCAGUAGGGAGUAAACUUUACUUCAGCAGUCAGUACAGAUGAUCAGCUGACGAAAUAUGUUUAUAGAAAUGUAUGAGGCUGCAACAAGCUUUAUGCUAUAAAGGAGGAGGAUGGGGUGGAGGAGGUUAAUCAUUGCCAGCAGCAGCAGCAUCAUGGUUCAUCGGCAUUAAUGCAAGCAGGGGUUAGUAAGAAGGAUGUCAUAUUUAAAUACACCACAGUGUUGAGAGAAAGAUCAGCUGGCCGUCAGUUGAUCACAGCUAGGAGUAUGACAGCCGUGUCCUACAUGACCAAGCUUCAUGUAAAUGAAUCACUACAGUACAUAGAAUCAACUGAUCCAAAGAUUUGUUAUCGUAAAACUUCACAACUUUCACAUCCGUCACUGAUGAACCAGGCUGAUCUGUGCCUUCAGGCUCUGCUUUAUGAGCAGUUGUGUCCCAUGCUAAAAGUGAAGUCAGUGCAAACCCUCUAUUGUGUACUUUGCUCUACCUUUUUUGGACAGAUUGGUAAGCUUGGCACCCCUAAAGAAGGGCGUCAAAAAGUAGGAUAGUACAGGUCAGUUAUUUGGGACCCUUUCCAACUUUUGAUGAUAGAAAUGCAAAUAAACCAUGCCGUACCAAACUGAACCAGACCGCUCAGUUUAAACGACCUAUAAAUACCUUAUUAAAGGUCAUUAUAAUGAGAAAUAAAGGACCCUGGGAACAUGGACAUGAUUCUUGUCUUUCACAUGAAUGUAAGGAGUGUCAUUAUUGCUUAGCCAAAGACGUAAAUUUAGAAAAAAAUGUCAUUCUUGUUUCAUGGCUGUGAAAUAAGUCUUACUUUGUAAUGUGUGCUACAGGCUGCUGUUUGCACUGUUAACAGCUACAUAUGUUACAAUUCAUCAGUCCCAUACAGUCUUCUUGUACCAUUCUGCUUGUUUCCGCUGUCAUUAUCUCUGCAAGUUAGUUUUACUUCCCCACAGCUCUUCUGGUGGCUUGUUUGUUUCUAUAUUUGUCUUUUUUUUACCUGCAGUCCUGCUGCUGUGACUCAGUCUGUAAAUGUGGCUAAACUUAUCAGAAAAUCACACAAGUCUUAAUUCUGAUUUCAAUGUGAAUCAGUUUCUUCUCUUUACAAGCUGCUAGACUAAAGAAUUUAGCAGACCAUACUAAUGGCGCUUUGUAACAAUGAUGUGAUGCAAUGUUAAUACUAAAUCUAUAAUGGUGGAUCCUUCUGUAUCUUUUACAUUUUGAGCAGAUUUCCCAAGAGUGCUUUUUCCCUUAAACAUUGUCAUGUUAUCCAGUAGAUUACUAUUACAGACAAAAAAUAUGUUUUUCCAAGUG
Cheilinus undulatus (humphead wrasse) is the source of this 3708-nucleotide messenger RNA. RefSeq names its product methionine adenosyltransferase I, alpha (gene mat1a). Gene Ontology annotation, biological process: S-adenosylmethionine biosynthetic process. Gene Ontology annotation, cellular component: cytosol. The transcript has 10 exons. Lineage: Eukaryota; Metazoa; Chordata; Actinopteri; Labriformes; Labridae. Bases 220 to 1383 code for a protein of 387 amino acids. Gene Ontology annotation, molecular function: ATP binding; methionine adenosyltransferase activity. The record is from RefSeq and is a predicted model, not a curated record.